AUGUUGGUCCCGUGUGAUCUAAUUGGUAGAGGGCAUCGAUUCCCUAACUCUUUCUCAUUUUCUCCACCAUCGCUGCUUUCGCUAAUAUCCACUCCGACCUCUUAUGAACGCAAAUGGCGAUAUGCUACUGUGGCGAUUCAGUCGGUGGCGGGUCAGCCUCAAUUUCAUAACAUUUUAAGGGAUUGCUGUUGGUGUUCAUCGACGGUCGUGGUGGGUCGGAGUGAGUUUGUGUUCGACCCAAUUAAAUGGCAGCGGAAGCAAAUGAACGAGGACUUCCUUGACCUAUCAAAGAUGUUCAAUGCAGUUAAAUCGCUUGUUCGAGUGCCUUCUGUAGACCCCAAAUAUAAAAUUGCUCUUCUUGCUUCUAAGCAGGACCAUUGUCUUGUUGAUCUACUGCAUGCUUGGCAAGAUGGAAAACUUCCGGUUCAGAUAAGCUCUGUAAUCAGCAAUCAUGAUAGGGUGGGGAAUACCCAUGUGAUGCGGUUCCUUGAAAGACAUGAGAUUCCAUAUCAUUAUCUGUCCAAGUCAAAGGAGAAGAAUGUAGAAGAUGAGAUAUUGGGGUUGGUUGAAGAUACAGAUUUCUUGGUGUUGUCUGGAAACUUUUUGAAAAGAUAUGGGAAGGAUGUGAUCAACAUACAUCAUGGCUUAUUGCCAUCAUUCAAGGGAGGAAAUCCAUCUAGGCAGGCAGCUGGGGUCAAUUUGAUUGGUGCCGCAACCCAUUUUGUCACGGAGGAGCUUGAUGGGGGCCCAAUCAUUGAGCAGAUGGUUGAGAGAGUCUCGCACAAGGAUAAUUUGCUGAGUUUUAUUCAGAAAUCUGAGAAUCUUGAAAAACAAUGCCUUAUGAAGGCAAUCAAGUCAUAUUAGCAUUCUUUGCAUCUGGGCGGUUGGAAGGGUAAAAAAACUGCCAACAUUCUUGCAGUAAUGGCAUCUGCAGCUGCUGCAUCAGCCCAAAUAUCCUUGAUUGAUAACUUUUUCAUAAAAUUUCUCAAACAUGCACAGGAUGAUGAUGAUGAUGAUGAUGACGUUUCUCACGAGAAGGAUAUUUAUCUCCAAUUUGGUGUAGUAUUAAGUGAUGUAUCUGCUUUUUUUGUUGAUGGUGACUAUCAUUGGAGUCAACGUUCGUUGACAGGAGGAUUUGGCGGUUCUUCGCAGUCUAGUAUCGUUAGUUUCUUGCCUAUUAUUGAUAAGUGUGGUGUGACUUUUGAUAACACUUCAUCUCUCCAUCUAGAUCCAAUCAGAGAAUCCAUCUUUCCCCACAACAAGAUUGGUCGUGCGGCUUCCUUUCCUUGGAUUUCAGUUUCCCCCUGCGCGUUAUCAUUGACUGAUGCAAGUUGCAAAGAUCUUUCAGGGAGAGGAUAA
This is a messenger RNA of Lactuca saligna, 1359 nucleotides long. The record is from the annotation of a GenBank genome assembly. NCBI's taxonomy places the organism in Eukaryota, Viridiplantae, Streptophyta, Magnoliopsida, Asterales, Asteraceae.